Molecule: messenger RNA, 3611 nt
Organism: Xenopus tropicalis (tropical clawed frog)
Lineage: Eukaryota; Metazoa; Chordata; Amphibia; Anura; Pipidae
Gene: ptp4a3
Product: protein tyrosine phosphatase type IVA, member 3
Exons: 7
Coding region: 889-1410 (173 amino acids)
Biological process (GO): endothelial cell migration
Cellular component (GO): plasma membrane; early endosome
Molecular function (GO): hydrolase activity; protein tyrosine phosphatase activity; protein tyrosine/serine/threonine phosphatase activity
Source: RefSeq, a predicted model, not a curated record
CCCGGAUUUCCAGCGUAGUGUGUAGGAGUAAGUGGGCGUGACCGAGAGGAGGCGGAGUCCCCGGAAAAGGCGUGGCUAGAGGCCGGAGUGACGGGGUGGAUAGGCGGGGAGGGCAGUGUUCCAUAGCCGGGCUUGAGGUGCGCUAAGUGCUGAGCUGCUGUCCGUGUGUUGGAGCGGCGGGAGCCGUGCGUACCGAGUUGGGAAGGAGGUUGGUCUCCAGGGGGCGCACCCAGGAGGGAUAGCACUGUGGAGCUUGGGAACUUGGCAAGUAGAUUGCGUUGGAACAGCAGUCACUGCUCAGACAUAUGGAGCUGCUGAAGAACAUCUUUGAAUAUUGCCACGCUCAACACUGCCGCCGCGCAUGAAGGACGUGCUCUGCCCGAGGCGUACGAUCCGCAUCUCCGCCAGGCCACACCAUCAUUAAAACCCUCCGCGGCCGGAUCUACGCCCAGACGCUGUUCUGCCUGCCCAGCAUUGGCUCUUUUUGCCUUUCCGUCCCUGCUGUAAUCUCCAUAGAUUAUCCUGAUGGGGUAACGUGAUUGGGCCCCCCCAGCAUUGCCUUUGUGUCAUUGGAACUCCUGCAGGGUGCCCCCGUCCCCAUGUAAAGCAAAGGAGGACCCUCGGCGCGUGGGAAGUUGCUAAAGACAAAGGCCUUUGCUCCACUUGCACACAUUUACGAAGAAAAAAACGUUCACUACUAAGAAGUGCAUUUUUUGUUUCACGCACACGUGGUGGUUCACUAUUAUUUUUUACUUAUUUUUUUGCGCUUUUGCUGUUUUCAGAGAGCUGAUACUGUACAGACCCUUUACAUCAUUUUUGCACAAUAUUUGUGUUUUUGGGUUUUUUUUUUUUAUAUAUAUUCACCUUUUUUAUUGUUACUGUGUGAUCAUGGCUCGCAUCAAUCGUCCUGCUCCAGUGGAGGUUUGUUACAAGAACAUGCGCUUCCUGAUCACCCACAAUCCCACCAAUGCAACAAUGAAUACCUUCAUAGAGGAUCUGAAGAAAUAUGGCGCCACCACGGUGGUGAGGGUGUGCGAGAUUACGUACGACAAGACGCCCCUAGAGAAGGACGGCAUCACUGUAAUGGACUGGCCGUUCGAUGAUGGGGCUCCACCUCCCAAUAAAAUUGUCGAUGAUUGGUUGAAUUUACUGAAGACGAAAUUCUGUGAAGAUCCUGGCUGCUGCGUAGCUGUUCAUUGUGUGGCCGGUUUGGGAAGGGCGCCGGUCCUGGUCGCUCUUGCACUUAUCGAGAGUGGGAUGAAAUAUGAAGAUGCCAUUCAGUUCAUCAGACAGAAGCGCCGGGGGGCCAUUAACAGCAAGCAGCUGACGUACCUGGAGAAAUACCGGCCGAAGCAGAGGCUACGAUUCAAGGAUCCGCACAAUCACAAGAACAAAUGCUGCAUCAUGUAAGCGCCACAGCACCCCGGGCACCACUCCUCCUCCUCCUCUUCCUCCUUCCAAACACAGGGUUUUUACUAUGAAGUCGUUGGACUGGGUGAAACUACAAACUGCCGGCUCCGUCUCACCAAUGUCGUACAAAUAAAGCGCAGGACUGCGUCUGUCCGCUCAAACCUUCUGUUUUUUACACAACUCCCCCCCCACUGCACCCCCCCAUUUAUAUCAGGUUCCUUCUGUUUUUCUACUAACGGUGUUGCUACGGAACAGUUUGGACGUCCACGCGGCGAGUGAAGAAGAACCCAAAUUGAGCCGAAAGGAGGGGAAAUAACUCCCUUUUUCUAUAAAUAUAUACACACUUUUCUUUCUAAAGAUUUUUUUUCUCUCGAAAUCUUCGUUACGUGUUUUUGCGGAGUCAGGAUCAAGUGUAUUUCCUAGUGGUGAAACGUAUUAGCCGCGCCGGACGGUGCCGCGUGUAACAUUAUUAUAUGUCCCCCCCCAGCCAAUGAUCCGCUUGCUUUCAUUGCAUUGUAACAAAGAGGCAGAAGGGACAAACCCUGGGCUCGCGCCCCAGCGCCGUACGGUUUCACCCGGAGGAGCCCAAACUGGGAUUUCCAGGUAUCUGGUUUCAGAAAAGAAUGGGACUUUGUGUGUCAUAAUGCAAUAUAGUCAUGUGACUGCGCAGUGAAAGCUGCACCGUCGGUACCGCCCUGUGCGAGAGAGACUGUGAUAACGAUGCAUGAACAAUGCCUUUAAUUAAAGGGGUGGUUUACCUUCAGGGUAACUUUUAAUGUGUUAUAUAAUGACCUACUUUAAGCAACUUUUCAAUUGGUCUUCAUUUUUUAUAUUAUUUGCUUUCCUCUUCUGACUCUUUCCAGCUUUCAAAUGGGGGUCACUGACCUCUGUGAGGCUGCAAUUGUAUUGUUAAUGCUGCUAUCUACUUAAAUCCCGGUCUCUCUUUCAAGCAAAUGCCUGGUUGCUAGGUUAAAUUGGACCCUAGCAACCAGGUAGCAGCUGAACAAAAAUUAAAAUAAAUCAAAAACUAAAGGUUAGCCUUUAAUAUAAUAUUCUAAGCAACUUUUCAAUUGGUCAUUUUUUAUCGUUUAUAGUUUUUGAACUAUUUCCCUUCUUCUGCCUCAUUGCAGCUUUCAAAUGGGGGUCACUGACCCCGGCAGCCAAACCCUAUUGCUCUGUGAGGCUCCAGUUUUAUUGUUAUUGUUACUUUUUAUUCCUUAUCUUUCUAUUCAGCCCCUUUAUUAUUCAUAUAUUGGUCAGUCUCUCAAACUGCUCCCUGGUUACUAAGGUAAUUUGCACCCUAGCAACCAGAUAGCUGCUGGAAUUCCAAACUGAAGAGCUGCUGAGCGAAAAUUGAAAUUAUUCAAAAACUAAAGGUUAAUAUGUUAUAGAAUGGCCAUUUCUAAGCAGCUUGUCAAUUGGGCUUCAUUUUUUAUCAUUUAUAGUUUUUGAAUUAUUUUCCUUCUUCCUCUGACUGUUUCCAGCUUUCAAAUGGGGGUCACUGACCCCGGCAGCCAAAACCUAUUGCUCUGUGAGGCUCCAGUUUUAUUGUUAUUGUUACUUUUUAGUCCUUCUCUUUCUACUCAGCCCCUUUAUUAUUCAUAUAUCAGUCACUCUCUCAAACCGCUCCCUGGUUACUAAGGUAAUUUGCACCCUAGCAACCAGAUAACUGCUGGAAUUCCAAACUGCAGAGGUGCUGAACUAAAAGCUGAAUAAUUCAGAAACCACAAAUAAUAAUAAAAAAAUGAAGACCAAUUGCAAAGAUUCCUCUCUCCAACCUGCUAAAAGUUAUUUUAAAGGGUAAACAACCCCAUUAAUGCACGUUAUUGCCCCCCCUGGUGUCUCUCGCUGGGAUCUACUGUAGAAAUCAUUUCUCCAUGCUGAAUCCUCUCCGUUACACAUUAGGUGACUGCGUGGGCUUGAAGGGAAAUCCGGUUACUUAUUUUGUAUUUUAUAUCCUGAUGGCGGCUACGUAGCCCGAAUUCUGUAGAACCUGCGUCAAGCACUUGCCUCUAACAGGUCCGAUCUACCUCUCGCUGCAGAGGGUUACGCAGCCCCCGUCAGUCGCAACGUUGUGAAGAAUCGCGCACGGAAUCUGUACGAAUGUCAGACCAAUGUGCUCUACGACCGUAGCCUUUGUUUUUUUUUUUUUUUUAGGAUUGCAGAACCAGCUAACCAAUAAAGUGUCUGCUUAUGCCUUA